Oikopleura dioica is the source of this 1296-nucleotide messenger RNA. NCBI's taxonomy places the organism in Eukaryota, Metazoa, Chordata, Appendicularia, Copelata, Oikopleuridae. The record is from the annotation of a GenBank genome assembly.
AUGGAAAAAAACGAAUUAUUAAUAAGAGCAUCGAAAUAUGAAGAAAGAUCGAAGAAAAUCGCGACCCAAGACAAAUAUAUUUUUAUAGGAAUUUUAACCAUAUUGCUUGUUUACUUCAAUUGGGUGGUCACGUGGGAAUAUGCAGCCUCCCCUCCAGUUUCAAAACCGUUUCUUACAGAACAGGAAGAACAAAGCGAGUCGGUCGAGAAUCGAAUGAAUCGCCGUUAUUUGGUCAAGAACCUUGCUUGUACAUAUCGACAACAUCUUUAUGCAAUGGCGGCCGAUAAAAAUAACACGAUUGAGGAUCUACUGGACUUUCACAGAUUAAUUGAGGGUUUAUAUGUUGAACCAGGCGCUGAACCGAAGGAUCCAUUUUCUUGGAAGCGAUUUGAUUCGAUGGCUCCGAUCAAAUGGAAUGAUAAAUUCGGCUCCAAAUAUAUAUUCAAAGGAAAAAGGUCAAGUUUAGAGCCAAAUUUCAGUGUUUUCGCGCUACGCCAUGCCGACUCCCCAAAAGUCAAAAAAGACUUCCUGAUUUGCCUCCCUCCCAAAGCGGGGACAUCCAACUGGCAAAUCGCCCUCGCAAAACUUUCCCAGACAAGAGAAGAAAUGGCCGCAAAAGGCGUCGUGCUUGAGGAUGACUCGAAUAAAAACGUCUUUUAUCCGGAGGCUUUGUAUGGCUUUGUUCCGAGAUUUCAUACAGUCAAGCAUGCUGCGCUGUUGCAAGGAAAAGAGAAGAGAUACAUAAACACGAGGGAUCCAUUUACGAGGGCAAGAUCAGGCUGGAGAGACAAAAUCCAGUACUACCCAGAUGAUCCUAAGCAUGAAGCAAACAACAGACAAUUCAACUCCUACGUCGAGAAAGCCCAAAAAGAGCCUGGCCCACCCUCCCCGCAAAAAUUCAAAGUCUCGCUUGAAAAAUGGCUGCGAAUGCUGGUUCACGACACAAACGACACGGCAAUGAAUCAACAUUGGAAAGCUCAAGACGAAUGUUGUCAUUUUUGUGCGAUGGACUACGAAUACAUCAUCCACGGCCGUCUAUCAGAAGAAGAAUGGCCUUGGGUCCUGGACAAGCAGGGCCUAACCGGCAUUCUCGAGCUCGCCCCUCGUUACGGCGGCCCAGACCCCGAUUCCGGCUGGUUUCAUCACGAAGCCCAAGGAUUCGUAGAAAUACCAAUCGACUUGAUAAAAGAACUCUACAGACGAUACUACUUCGAUUUCGUCGCCGGAGGUUACUCUCCUCAAUUCGUUGAAAAAUUCAUUAGUGCAGUUGAAGAAGCCCAAAAUAACCUAAGAUAG